CUAGCAUUCUAGCUUUUUAUAUCCUUCCUCCAAUCGCGCUCUUCUAUUAUUCUUUCUCAAAAUUAAAAAAAAAAAAACAAAAAAACAAAAAUAAAAAUCAGUUAAUCGGCAGGUAGGAACUAUCUAUCAUCCCGAUCCGUUAUCUCAGGCGCCAAUUUUUCUCUUUUUUUUUUCCGGGCAUUGGUUUCUGGUGUUGUUGCUAUCAAAUUCUCAGUUGCACAACUAUGGUUAUAGACGGUGUAAUAAAUUCACCCCACAGAAGGCCACAAACAGCAUUUUCUUCGCCUUCAUUUAGAAAGCUCUCAAAAAGCGACGAGUUGGGCAACUUUUCAACAGUUGUUAGGCGUCAUCAAUUUCUACUUACAGCCCUUGCACUCCUUGCUUUCUUAUGCACCGUUUAUCUUUACUUUGCCGUAACCCUAGGGGAAGAUGACUCAUGUUCUGGCUUGACUGGAACUCAAAAGGCACUGUGUCAUGCACAACAUGUAAAACAAACAGUUUCCAAAGGAAAGCUGAAAAUUCUAUAGUGGUCCACAUGUUUAUUUAGGGUUCUUUACAGGACUCACCUAAAAUACAAAGAAAUUAUUGACCCGAAAUAGGGAUUGCAGUAUAAAUUGUGUCAUUAGUAAAACUAGCAUUGCCUUGUAAUUUUCUUUCUUUGUGUUUAUUUUUUCCAACCUUGUAUGAAUGUUGUGAUACUAUUGAGAGUAUAGUUUUGGUUAAUAUAUACUAAUUCUUUAUUACA
Erigeron canadensis is the source of this 745-nucleotide messenger RNA. RefSeq lists its product as uncharacterized. The transcript is spliced from 2 exons. Lineage: Eukaryota; Viridiplantae; Streptophyta; Magnoliopsida; Asterales; Asteraceae. The coding region runs from base 225 to 527 and encodes 100 amino acids. The record is from RefSeq and is a predicted model, not a curated record.